Molecule: messenger RNA, 567 nt
Organism: Brassica napus (rape)
Lineage: Eukaryota; Viridiplantae; Streptophyta; Magnoliopsida; Brassicales; Brassicaceae
Source: the annotation of a RefSeq genome assembly
AUGUUUCCUAAUACGUCAUUAGACGCCAUAACGGAACACCCUUUAUACUGUUCAGGUACAGUCGCUCUAAAAGAGGAAUUAGUGGAUAAUCCCAUUAUUAUGGGGAGUUUAACCCGGUUGAAUCACUUCUUAAUUAACAUGCGCUGGGAUUUUCAAAAGGGAGUUAUUCAGUCCGAAUAUAUUCUAAACCUUCAGCGAGAAUUGGACCACACUCCUGCAGAACUCCUCAGCGAUAAGCUGAACUUUAUUUAUUUUCGGGAAUCCCUCAAUUUAUGGACUAGAGUGAAUGAGUGGUAUCUGCAGAAUUUAGGCGUUCCUGGCCCUGCUAAUUUUCUUCAAGAAUAUGAAGAAAAAUGUUAUUCGAACUAUGUUAAAGUUAUGGAAAUUCCCACACCGCUGGAAGAAUGGAAUUUUAAAUUUUUAUUUAGUAUUCUAGCUAUCGGUAUUUUCUGCCUAUUCCUAUUCUGUUGGAUGAAACCUUACUUGCCUACCAGUCUUGAGCAGCAAUCAUCUUUGCUUAUGCGGACGAAAGUCUUUCCACAGCACUCCGACAGAAGUCUCAUAUGA